GUCUUUUAUUUUGUUUUCCACCAUGCCUGAACCAGUCAAAUCUGCUCCAGUCCCUAAAAAAGGCUCCAAGAAGGCCAUUAACAAGGCUCAGAAGAAGGAUGGAAAGAAGCGCAAACGCAGCCGCAAGGAGAGCUACUCUGUGUAUGUGUACAAGGUGCUGAAGCAGGUCCACCCCGACACCGGCAUCUCUUCCAAGGCUAUGGGAAUCAUGAACUCCUUCGUCAACGACAUCUUUGAGCGUAUCGCCGGAGAAGCGUCACGCCUGGCGCAUUACAACAAGCGCUCGACCAUCACUUCGAGGGAGAUCCAGACGGCCGUGCGCCUACUGCUACCCGGGGAAUUGGCCAAGCACGCCGUGUCCGAGGGCACCAAGGCCGUCACCAAGUAUACCAGCUCCAAGUGAGCCUCUCGCUGCAGUAACAGUUCCGCCGUGACCCACACCCCAAAGGCUCUUUUCAGAGCCGUCCA
This is a messenger RNA of Homo sapiens (human), 468 nucleotides long. RefSeq names its product H2B clustered histone 14 (gene H2BC14). The transcript has a single exon. Gene Ontology annotation, cellular component: chromosome; nucleus; nucleosome. Gene Ontology annotation, molecular function: structural constituent of chromatin; DNA binding; protein heterodimerization activity. NCBI's taxonomy places the organism in Eukaryota, Metazoa, Chordata, Mammalia, Primates, Hominidae. The record is from RefSeq and is marked reviewed. Bases 23 to 403 code for a protein of 126 amino acids.